AAACAUCGAUGCAUCGAUAUUUCCAUCUAUGUUUCGCCACCUCUAUUCUCCACCUAUACCGCAUUAGCGUUUCGGGAGAAAAAGUGCACAAAAACCGCUGUUUUCCAGUGCAGUUAGUCAAGCUGAUUGGUGAAAACUUGUGGCGCGAACUGCGACGCAAAAAACCAGGCAUCUAGAGGAGCAACUGAAGCUUGAAAUCGAAGGAAAUGUCCAACUCGGAGAAGAUGCAGGGCCAGGAGCACGACGAGGAGCAGUCCUCCGACUUAGAGGAGUCUGCCGAUAAUGUGGCCCGUGAUGAGGGCACGGACGAGGACGAGGACAGCAACGGAAACAUGCAGCAGGAGGAUGGAGAUGGGGAUGGUGAUGGCGAUGGCGAUGGGGACAACGAUGGCGACGGCCAGGAGCAGUCCGGCGACGAGGAGCAGAACAACAGCCAGGGCAACGAGGGCAACAACUGCUCCGGGCAGCAGCAGCAGCUCCAGCAGCAAAUCGACCGCACCAGCGCCACCAACCUGAUCAUCAACUACUUGCCGCAGGACAUGACCGACCGCGAGCUGUACAACCUCUUCAGCGGCUGCGGUCCCAUCAACACAUGCAAGAUAAUGCGCGACUUCAAGACCGGAUAUAGCUUCGGCUACGGCUUCGUCGACUACAAAACGGAGUCGGACUCGGAAGACGCCAUCCAGAAGUUGAACGGCUUCUAUGUGCGCAACAAGCGUUUAAAGGUCUCCUAUGCCCGACCUGGUGGGCAGUCCAUCAAGGAUACCAACCUGUACGUUAUCAACCUGUCGCGGAACAUCAACGACGACAUGCUUGACCGCAUCUUCUCGCCCUUCGGCCUCAUUGUACAGCGCAACAUCCUGCGGGACAAGCUCACCGGACGUCCGCGCGGCGUCGCUUUUGUACGCUACAACAAGCGCGAGGAAGCUCAGGAGGCGAUCAAGGCCCUAAACAACACGGUGCCGGAGGGCGGAUCCCAGCCAAUCUGGGUGCGCCUCGCCGAGGAGCACGGCAAGGCCAAGGCGGCCCAGUUUAUGUCCCAGAUCGGAGGUGGUAACGGUGCUGGUGGUGGAGGCGGUGGUCCGCCGCAUAUGGGUCCCAAUGGGCCGAUGCAGUCCCCGCAUCACCACAAUAACCACCAUCACAACAACCACCAUAAUCCGCAUAUGCCGCCGCAUCACCAUCAGCCACAACAUCCCCACCAGCAUCCGCAUCACCAUCCGCCGCUGCACCAUAUGCAGCACCACCAUCCCAACAAUCACAACAACAAUCACCACAAUAACCAUCUUAACAACAACAACAACAACAACCACCACAACAUGGGUGGUCCGCAUCCGCACCACAUGCAGCAGAUGCAUCCGAUGGGCAUGAACAUGGGCAUGGGCGUAAACAUGGGAAUGGGCAUGGGCAUGGGCAUGCCCAUCCACGGAGGCGGCGGCGGUGGAGGCGGUGGUGGUGGCUUCCACCACAUGGCGCACAGAGGUAGAUCUAAUAGAACAACACGAUCUCAAAAACCGCAUCCAUAUAACCAUGCACAGAAAUUUAUUUAAACGCCAUUAAUUUCUUUACACGAUAUUAGCUGCAUCUCACAGGUGAAGUGUUCAUGCUGCCAUUGCCGAUUUGCAGCCUAUUCCCCAACCAGCCGCAACUUAUAGGCAAUGGCACUUGCCACAGCUCCAACAAGAACAAGAAGCAGAGCAACUGCAUCAGCAGAUUCAGUACGAACCACCGCUCGUAAGCCACCAUCAGAACAACCAGAUAUUCCCCGACUACCUAGGGCCGCUUAACUUUCCGGUCGCCACCUAUCCAUCAACCGCCUCCUCCUCCUCUUCUCUGCCAGCCACAAUCACGGCCUACCCGGCAGCGUUGGCCCUUUCCGUUCCCGUUUCUGACACGGCAAUGGUCGUACCCAUAUCCCAGUUUUCGGAGAUAGCUCUAGCUCCACCCGUCUUAGUUUCAGUUGCCGUUCCCAUUUCCAUUCCUGUUACCAUCCCUACUCCUUCCCUGCCAAUCCCCAUGGAGGAAGCACAUCCUGAAGUGGCAGUGAGUGGCGGUUGCAUGAGUUUCUACAACAUAAACGAAGACCUGGUCAACUCGGUCACCUACUACGACACGGCCAACGGCGAGAUGUGCGCCAUGGGGCUGGUUUACGUGAGCUACCAGGAGCCGACAAUGCCAGAGGAGGAGCACUCGGAUGCCAUGACUCUGAUUGCCCAGAUGAGCAAUGCAUCGCUGGCAGAUGAAGACGGCGCAGAAGGCGGGGCAGAUGGACAGUUCGGCGGACAUAGUGGUGGUAGCUCCGAAUAAUUCGAGCAAAAUCGGAAAAAACAUUAAGAAAUAGACCACAUCCAGAUUCAAUAGUAGCCAUUUCUCUCGCUCUCUCUCUAUGUGUAUGUAUGUAUGUUGUAACCUGUAUAUGUAUAUCCAUGUCAGAGACCUAGGAUUGGUAAAAUAAAAACAUACUGGCCAGGAAUAGCAAAUCCAAGCAUUGGCAGCAGGAGGCGAACAAGAGAUGCACGGCAGGCUUGAGCAGAACAGAAAGAACACUAUCACAGAUUUUAGGAAAAGUUGAUGAUGCGUAGCGUGUAAUAAGAUGUAAGAAAUAAUGUUCCAAAGUACACACAAUCCCCAACACUUACAUAAAGACGGUCGGAGUCGAAUCCUUGAUGAUCGAUUUGAUGAUUUCGCGAUGAAAGAUGCACUACAAUGCGAAUUUCUAAGCAAAUUAAGAAAAAUUCCAAUGAAUAUUUGUAUGAAGAGCAUACAAACCCAAGCAAAACAAGCAGCAAUUCAGCACGGAGAAAAGAAAGCAAACAAUACAGAAACUUAACUAACUUAACCCAAGAGUACGGCGACACUGAGACACGGACGGAUAUACGGAGACAACGGACAGUGGACGGCUUGCGCUGAGUAGAUGGUUAAUUUGUAGAAUUUUAAGGAAACCACAGCAAGAACAAGGGUUCGUUCGCGGCACUUGCUUUUUACUACAUAAUAAUAAAUUAUUAAUGUAUAACCAAGAACCCAAAUACACAACACUCUACACUAAA
Molecule: messenger RNA, 3047 nt
Organism: Drosophila gunungcola (fruit fly)
Lineage: Eukaryota; Metazoa; Arthropoda; Insecta; Diptera; Drosophilidae
Product: sex-lethal homolog
Exons: 6
Coding region: 207-1550 (447 amino acids)
Cellular component (GO): ribonucleoprotein complex
Molecular function (GO): RNA binding
Source: RefSeq, a predicted model, not a curated record